Messenger RNA from Zea mays, 1532 nucleotides. Its product is annotated as STOREKEEPER protein. Lineage: Eukaryota; Viridiplantae; Streptophyta; Magnoliopsida; Poales; Poaceae. The transcript is spliced from 2 exons. The coding region runs from base 141 to 1061 and encodes 306 amino acids. Gene Ontology annotation, cellular component: nucleus. Gene Ontology annotation, biological process: regulation of DNA-templated transcription. The record is from RefSeq and is a predicted model, not a curated record.
GAGAGUGCUGCAGCCUACGCCACUGCCCACUGGACUCGCCUUCCCCUUCCGCCUCGGCUCCCCAUCUGCUCUCCGAUUUCUCGAUAUACACACCGAAAUUCGAAUCGCCCGCCUGCCGAGCCCUCGCCCCCACAACGCCGAUGCCUUCCAAGCGGCCUACCCCGCACGCCAUGGACGAAGCCGCCUCCGCCUCCGCUGCCGCCGCGCGCCUCCGCGCCUCCACCCCGCGCUCCAAGAAACGCACCUCCCGCUCCAAGUCCCGCGGCCGCUCCCCGAACCCUAACCCUAGCUCCCGUCGCGAGCGCGCCGCGGACCACGGCUCCGCCGCGCCCUCGCGCAAGAGCGACCGCAAGCCGAACCGCUCCUUCCCGGAUUCUGCCACGCUCGCCACGGCCAUGGCCUCGGUCCCCGCCGCCUCGGCCCCGUCGUCCGGCGGGGGGCGUGGUAGUGCGGGCGCCGUCCAGAAGCUCUGGAGCGAGGUCGAUGAGGUCGCGCUGCUCACGGGCGCUGCCGCCUUCAAGGACCGCACUGGCAUCGCGCCGCGCCUCCCGGACAUGGGCGAACUGUUCGAGUCCAUCAGGGGCUCCCUCGCGCCGCACCUCGAUCAGGCCAAGGUGUACUACAAGCUCAAGCGUCUCAAGAGCAAGUUCCAGCACUCCGUGCUGGGCGACUCCAGUACCGCGCACGAGCACCGGCUGCGCGACCUGGGCGCAGCCCUCUGGGGCGCCGAGCUCACGCGCCCUGAAGAGAACGCCGUCGUGACGGCUGAGGAGACCACCGAUCCCGAUGAGGGAUUCAUUGACGAAGAUAGGGAGGGGUCCGUGAAGCUUCCUAUGGUUAAGGAGGUGCUUGGAGAGUACUGGAGGUUGAACGGGCAGACCAUGUCAGGUGUGUCACUGGAGAAGGGAUUGGUGCUACUUGGGUCGCAGCAAGCUAGUGUGGUUGAGGUUAAAUGGAGGCGACAGCUUGAGGCAGAUAUGCGCAUGCAGAUGCGCCGACAUGAUCUGGAAAAGGAGGUCUAUGGCCUACUCAUCGAUGCCAUCAAAGGCCUAGGGCCUUAGCUUGGAUGCGGUUGAUGGAGUACAUAGCUGGAUACAUAGGUGGGAUGUUAUUUUGUAGGCUGAUCAACCCGACCCGACCUCGUGGUUGCUAACUGACAGACCUAACACGGCGUGAAGGGGAUUGUGGGGGUUUGCACGAUUCAGUCGUGUCAAUUUAUGUCUAGUUGUUGAACUAUUCAAUGUGAUUGUCAAACUCGCUUAGGUCUGGAGAUGUUUAUUUAACUAAUCUAUCUGAGAAGAAAGCUUUGCCUAUGAUCAGACAGCUUUCACAUCAACGCUACACUUCCUGUAAAUCAUUCGCCAAGAUGACGCUGUGUUUCAGGUGUAGAAUCCAGUUUCCUGUAGUUCAGUUUCUCUUCUUGAUUACGCUACUAGAUUCUGUCUGGACAUGUAUAUAUGUAUGAUUUGGUCGGAGCUGUUCGCUCUCCACUUGUCAAUUGUUGCUGGCGUGGUAGUCAUAUUAUCUCAUUU